Peromyscus leucopus (white-footed mouse) is the source of this 843-nucleotide messenger RNA. It is a transcript of the gene Fam24b, whose product is annotated as family with sequence similarity 24 member B. Bases 292 to 684 code for a protein of 130 amino acids. The transcript is spliced from 4 exons. The record is from RefSeq and is a predicted model, not a curated record. NCBI's taxonomy places the organism in Eukaryota, Metazoa, Chordata, Mammalia, Rodentia, Cricetidae.
CCUUAUUUUUUGUUUGUUUGUUUUGCAACCCCAAAUUUACUUUUGAUUAGCAGUCAAAUUCUAAGUUUCUCUGGGAGAAAUAAAAUCUGAAGAGGAAAACCAAGAGUUACACGUGUUCCGAUGUGUUUGGGAAAUCUGUGCUGAGGUUUAUUUGAGCAUGGAAUGGAAUUCAGAACUCUGGGAAAGAAAGCCAGUCUCCAGAGAGCUGAUGUCACACAGUUGUGUCCCAGACUAGGGAGAUGUAAGAGCUAACAAUGGCUGUCCGUUCCAGCAGGCCACACUUCUGAAAGUAUGUCUAGGUCUUUUGACCUCCGAACAAUAAUCAUGAUCACCAUUGGUGGUGGGAUCCUGGCAGGCAUGUUUCUACUGAUAGGAGUUGUCCUCUGUCUUUACACCAAAAUAGCCAAGGCACUGAAUUCAACUAGCACUGUAGACUGGAGAACCCACAGAGGAUGCCUUGGGGAUGAGCUGUCUCCUACUCAGACAGAAACUUCAAAGGAAGCAGGUGCUGUAAGCGAUACUGAUCCAAGCAAUCCGGGCAAGGUCACCUUUGACAAGAUCAUCCAGUCCAAACCCAUCGCAGCAGAGUCUUGUCCCACCUUCCAGUGCUGUGAUGACUACAGCAUGUACGCAGAUAUUGGCACCCUGCCGCCUUGCUUUUGUAGCAUAAGUGAAGGACUCUGACACGGCAGUGGUGGAUAAAAAGAAAUCUUCAUGAUCAGUAUUUCAAUUUCUUAAUAGAAUAUUUUCUUAUUCGAGCCAAUUUCUAUAGUGUUGAUGUCAUUGUGUACUAUCUAACAUGAUAUUUGUGUACUUUUGUAUAAAUGUACAAUAAUGAAAACA